This is a messenger RNA of Bombyx mori (domestic silkworm), 5337 nucleotides long. RefSeq names its product collagen alpha-1(XVIII) chain. Bases 212 to 3238 code for a protein of 1008 amino acids. The record is from RefSeq and is a predicted model, not a curated record. The transcript is spliced from 25 exons. Gene Ontology annotation, cellular component: extracellular matrix. Lineage: Eukaryota; Metazoa; Arthropoda; Insecta; Lepidoptera; Bombycidae.
AUUCGCAGUUCGCCAGUUGAAAUCACGCUCUCGUUAGUAACACAUGCGCCGGCGCCUCGCGUGCCCAGAAGCGAAACUUCGAUACAAUAAAAAAAUAUUUGCUGAGCGAUAAUGUGAUAAAUAUGAGUGUACUGAUUGAACGUUUUUGGUGCUGUGGUUUUGAAUAAUUGUAUUUAGCGUGGUGUGUAGAUUUUGAAUUCGGAACGGCAGUAUGGCGGGAAUUUUGUACACUUUAUUUUCUAUACUACUCUUCCAAAGAGCAAUUUCCAGUUACUUGUCUGGUGGUUACAACUUACUGAGACUGGACCAAUUACCUUCCGACAUACCGACAACCGUAGCACCCGACGGCUUUCCGGCUCCAAAUUUCGCAAAUCAAUCCGUCACAAUACCAAUAAGCGACAUCAUCGAAAUCGGGGAUUAUCUACCAACACCGUUUAUUAUCAACGCAGUGAUCAAAUUGGACGAACUAACAGCGACAUGCUUAUUCCAGUUUAAGAAUAACGUUGCUGACACGUACUUCAGUUUGUGUAUGGAGCCCGCCAGCGAGUCUCUAGUGAGAUUUAUCUUCAACGGCCUCGAUACGAGCCCUAUAGAAACCGUAGUGAAAGUAGACAAAGAUUCAUGGACAAAAUACACUUUUGAAAUCGAUCGCACCUCGUUGACCACUCGUUUGGACUGUAUACUCUUAUUUAAGCAGAGCACCGAGAGACCUACUAUGGAUGUUUUAUUCGAACCGGAUUCGACGUUGGUUUUGGGAGAGUCGCCUUACAGUGAAAAGAAUUUUAUGGGAUCCAUAAAGGAAAUAAAAAUAUAUCCGGACUCAAACGAAGAAACCAUAAAAAAUAUUUGCAACGAGGAUUUCAAAUUACCGAGUAUAUUUAAUGAAGAAAACGAAGAGUCAACGGACAAUGUAGAAGAACCUCAAUAUAUUAAAAACCCGGAGAAAGGUGAGAAAGGUGACAAAGGUGAGAAGGGUGAAAAAGGACAAAAAGGACACCAAUGUCUCAAAGGAGAGCCUGGAAAUUCCGUCAUCGGUCCAGAAGGAUCACAAGGACCUGUUGGGCCGCUAGGACCCCCUGGCCCCGUAGGAAAGCGAGGACCGAAAGGGGAGUGUGAGUGCUCGCCUAAUUUGGUAUCGACUCUUUUGGAAACAAUGCCUGAAAUGAGAGGACCUCCCGGUGAAGCUGGUCCCAGGGGCGAGCCUGGACUUCCUGGUCUUCAUGGGGAGAAAGGCCCUGAAGGUCCUGCGGGGAAACCUGGCCUAGACGGUAGAGUAGGGGAGCCAGGUCACGAUGGUGUACCUGGACGAAACGGAAAGCCUGGGGAGCCAGGACCACCAGGAAAAGACGGAGCACCCGGUCGUGAUGGAGAACCUGGACUAAGAGGCCCACCUGGCCCACCCGGUCCUGGUUUCAUGGAAACAGAGGAAGAAAAGAAGGCUCGACAGAUUCGGAUACCUGGGCCUAAAGGUGAGCAAGGCUCACCUGGCUUACCAGGGUAUCCCGGGCCAAAAGGUGAAACCGGAUCAAAAGGUGACAAAGGAGAAAUUGGACAACAAGGUGCAAAAGGAGAAGAAGGUAUCAUGGGUCAAAUGGGUGAGAAAGGAAAAAAGGGUGAUAAAGGUGACGCAGGAGUAGAUGGUAGACCUGGUAUGCAUGGAAACCACGGAGUAGACGGGAGAACAGGUGAUAAAGGUGAUAAAGGAGCACCAGGGCUGGCGGGACUUCCAGCAAGCUUGGCUUCAAUUUUGGACGAAGAAAUGGACGAAUUGACAAAAGCGGCAAUCAUUGAGAAAUUCAGAGGGUUCAAAGGGGAACACGGCGACAAGGGUGAUAAGGGCAGCAAAGGUGAUCAAGGGAAUACUGGUCUAGCAGGGGAACCCGGUAAAGAUGGUAGAACUGGAAGCACGGGGCCUCGAGGACCUACAGGUCCCCGAGGAAAACAAGGUCCUAUGGGCCCUAGAGGAUACAAAGGCGCAAGAGGUGCACCAGGACCAGUUGGAAAAGUACCAGCUUCAGAAAUAGCUUUACUAAAGGGUGCUACAGGACCUCCAGGACCAAAAGGAAGUACUGGAGAAAAAGGUCAAAAAGGCGAUAAAGCCCCGGAAAUAGACGUAUCAAAGCUGAAAGGUGAAAAGGGGGAUCGAGGGCUAGAAGGUAGUCCCGGUAAGCCUGGCCCCAUAGGACCAGUUGGCCCUCCAGGAAUUUGUGAGAAGUCGAGUCCUCAACCACCCAUCCCUGGACCUCCUGGACCCCCAGGGCCUCCAGGAUCACCUGGGAGAGACGGUGAAGCGGGUCAACCAGGAGCGUCCAUAAUCGGUCCGAAAGGUGAACCAGGAUUUACGAUGACAUCGAAUAAUAUUGAUGAAACAGUUGAUUUCGAUAGCAACGACGAUGAAGCCUUCUUUAAAUCAUACACGAUUAUUUUCAAGACCUACAAGGGUCUGUUGAAGAGAACAUCGAAAACGCCUGUAGGAACUCUCGCUUACGUUCUGGAUGAACAAAUUUUGUUGUUGAGAGUGGAAUAUGGAUGGCAGAAUGUUAAUAUUGGAUCGAUGUACCAACCUUCGAGAAGCGCACCUAGACUUGUACCAUACAAUCAACCGUCAAAGUCACCUAACGACAAAAGAUAUAUACGCUUGGCAGCCCUGAACGAACCUUACUCUGGUAGAAUGGAGACCCACUUAAAUAGGGUUGGCUACAGCGCGAUCAACUACGAGUGCCACAGACAGUCCAUGCGCGACUAUAACGGAACAUUCGUUGCUGUGCUCUCAAACAGGGUAACAGACCUAAUUUCAUUAGUAAAACCGUCAGAACGUAACAUUCCUGUUACAAAUUUAAAGGGGGAAAUUCUUUACCCUUCGUGGAGUAGCAUAUUUGAUGGAGCCAGAUCAAUGCACGGGCAAUCUAAGGCUAAUAUCUACAGUUUCGACAACAGAAACGUCUAUGUGGAUCAACAAUGGCCUAAGAAAAUGGUGUGGAUAGGUGCUGAUACUCUAGGCAAUCGAUCAACAAAAGCAUACUGUGACGAGUGGAGCUCAGAUAGCCAACAAAUGUUUGGCACCGCAUCUCCUCUAGACAAACUUUUAGAACAAAGACUAUUGAGCUGUGAUAAUAAACUUAUAGUCCUUUGCGUCGAGUUAUCGUCGCAAGCAUCGAGACACAAUCAUAAGAAGCGCUGGCCCAAGAAACGUGUUACGUACGAUAAACGAAUCCGAAAACCGUUUGCUGGUACAUAGUAAAAAGUUUUUAGUGUACAGACUUCAACUUCUUGAGUAAUACUCGUAAUGUAACAUGUGAGAUUGAUGUGCGCCAUAGUAUAAUAUAACUUGAAAUAUGUGUGGUGUUGAAAAUUUUGUGUAUAUGAAAGUUCAACAUUUAUUUCUGUGAAUUGUUUGUGUCAUCUUAUCACGUAACGCGGGACUGUCGUAUCCGCCUUUCCUGUAUUUGAAACAAAAUGGACGGCUGUCAAUCUGACAGAUGGAUGUGUCAAACGAAUGUCAUUGUGUCAGUGUGAUAAUGAGCAUCCAUUACAGUUAUUACCUAAUUAUAAUACGGGUUUUAUCAAUUGAUUUAGCACCUUUAGAAUUGAAGCUAAACGACCGACCGACCUAAAAACAUAGAUUCUAUCAUCUUAUAAAAAAUAUUCAAUCUGUUUUAGUCUAGAAAAGGACAAAUGUACUCUUUCCGUCUCUUUUAAAUCAAGCGCUUACUCUAUAGUAACGUAAUCGAAAAACUAAAAAGUGACAAUUCUUCGAUUACAUUUUUGGCGUUUAUAAAAAAAUAAGAACUUUAAAUUAAGCCAUUUCAAUUCUAAAGGUGCGAAUUAUGUAUUAAAGUUAAAUAAAUCUAUGUCUGUAUUAUACACUGCAUUUCUAGUAAAUUUUCAAUUGUACUCUUUUUGGAUAAUAACGAAUAAUGUAUUUUUAAAUUAUUAUAAUUAAGAACAGUUAGUUACGAUUCUUAUCUUUUAAAUAAAUUAAGUUUUUAUUGUACCUAUUCAAAUUUCCACACUUUUGGUAUUAUAUAAAUUAUUAUUUUAUUAUUAAAAUUAAUUAGGUUAUAGUAUGGCAUAUAUUAUAGUAUGGUAUCGUAAAUUGUUUUUAGUUUUCGUAAGUUUAUAUUUCAAUUUCAAUUAUGUCCUAUCAAAUUAGUAAAGUGAAUCAACAGUUUUGACAGACCUAUACAAAAAUAAACAUGAUUUUGAUUAUUAUAGAGGAGGAUAAUAGUGUUAUUGUAAGAUAUUUCAAAAAUAUGUUCCAAGCUUUUGUUUGUAUUUCUGGCGACUCACGGUAAAAGCGAGUACUUUCACGGGACGAUCACACUAUCAAACUGAAAUAAAGCGGGAAACUUAGCCUAAUUUUAUACAUUUCAUUGACGUGUAUAAAAUUAGGCUAAGUGGCUUAUCUUGUAUUAAGUGAUUACCAGAGAACACGUGAUAAAUGGCCGUAUCCACGUUUAGAUAUGAUGCCCCAUUACUGAAUGACUUGAUGGUGCGGUAGUUAGCGACUCUGACUGUCACACCGAGGGUCGUGGGAUCGAUUCCCACAUCGAGCAAACAUUUUGCGAUAAACAGAUUUAUUUAUGGAUAUGUUUAAGCAUAUCUAAGUAUGUUUAGCAGUCUCUCGUAGGCAUAACCCAGGGAAUCCUAAAUUGGAGCAGGAUGACCGGAGCGUGAUUUGUUCCCAGUUAUUAUUAUUAUUAUUAAUUACUUAAAUAACCUAUGUGCCUAUUAUUCUUUUUAUUUAUUGCAUUAUAUGGGUGGACGAGCUCACAGCCCACCUGGUGCUAAAUGGUUUCUGGAGCCCAUAGACAUCUACAACUUAAAUACGCCACCCACUUUGAAAUAUAAGUUCUAAGGUCUCAGUAUAGUUACAACGGCUGCCCCGCCCUUCAAACCGAAACGCAUUACUGCUUCACGGCAGAAAUAGGCAGGGUGGUGGUACCUACCCGUGCGGACAUUCAUACAUGAGAAGCCAUGUUUACUUUACCGGCGGCAAAAAUAUACUCUGCUGUGACUGAGUUUGAGGAACUUAGGACUUUAUAACUGUAAGCAAUCAUUAAUGUUACUUUAUAGCAUAAUAAUAUAUGUAGGCAUUUUGUUUAUUCAUCAUUUACUCUUGAUACUGUGUAAUAUGUGUAUUAAAUUAUCCUUUAUAUUAAAUAGUCUACAAAUCAUAGCCGUACAAGUGGACAACGCCAUAAGAGUUAUUAAAAUAGUAUUGUUACUUUUACGUUACCUUAUUGUUAUAAUUAAUUGUUAAUUCAUUAAAGAAACAAGUGCCAUAACGAUUUUGUACUUUAUAAAAUAUUAUGACAAUAAAAUAAACUGUUCAAU